GAUAGUGCUUGGCAGCGACUAGCGUUGGCAGAACAAUAGUUGUCGUUACUUGUAACGUCGUGUCAGUGAAAUGUAUAUUUCGGUUUUCGGUAGCCACCUAGAGAAUAUUAAUAGCAAAGCACUGCCAAUGUACUCCAAUAAUUGUUUUGUUUGUACCAACAUAAAUAUAGGAGUCAUUGGAGCAAGUAGUAAGUAGAACGUUUUUGUUUAUAAUUCAAAUUGCAUAGAAAAAAUUUAAGAACUCGUGAAACUUUAUUAAAUUGGACAAAAACUCACAAACGAUAAAUAUUAUUUUUUUGUUAUAAAAAAUUAAAACACGUGUUACGCGCUUCGAAACUUGUAGAGCCCGAUGGAGAAAUGUGCAAUCUGCAUUAAAACGCAAAUAACGGUGGCAACGCCUCAAAUCCAAGAGAAAAACUGCCAUUUAAAAAUCAUAGAAGGGGGAUCCCGACAGGACAUGGCGGGCGAUCCGGGGAGGCUGCCGACGACUCUGCUGCCGGAGCGGUACGCCAUCUGGCUGGUCCCGCACCUGGACGAUGGCUCGUUCCUGCUCGACGGCUCAGUGGCCGUCACCUUCCGCGCCACCGCCGCGGCCAGCAACAUCACCCUGCACGCCGAGGACAUGGCGAUCACCGACGGCUCCGUCAGCGUGGUCGCGGAGGGCGGUUCCGCGGUGGCCCUGGACGGGUGGGAGCUGGACGGCCCGAACCGGUUCCUGGUCGUCAAGCUGGGCGAGCGACUGUCCGCGAACCAGCGGUACACGCUGAGCCUCAACUACACCGGCAACCUCAGGGACGGCAUGAACGGCUUCUACCGCUCGUACUACUACCAGGGUGCCGAGAAGAGGUGGCUCGCUGCAACUCAGUUCCAGUCGACCGCCGCUAGGAAGGCCUUUCCCUGCUUCGACGAGCCUGGCUUCAAGGCAAAGUUCCAGGUCAACAUCGCCCGUGAUUCCCAGAGAACAUCGCUGUCCAACAUGCCCGUGCUGGAGACAGUAUAUGACUCGGGCCUGAACCUGACGUGGGACCGCUUCGAGGAGACGCCGAUGCCGAUGGCGACCUACCUGGUGGCCUUCCUGGUGUCGGACUUUGCCAGCGUGACCUCGGCAGAUGGCCGGCUCAGGACGUGGCAGCGAGGCGACGCCGUGCGCCAGGGCGACUACAGCGCGACGUUCAGCCCCGACGUCCUGGCGGUGCUGGAGAACCUCACCGGGGUGGACUACUUCCUGCCCAAGCUGGACCAGGCGGCCGUCCCUGACUUCGCCGCCGGGGCCAUGGAGAACUGGGGGCUCGUCAAGUACAGGGAGCGCAACUUGCUGUUCGACGAAGGGAGCUCGACGUCGUCCAACAAGCAGAGGAUAGCCGAGGUGAUCGCCCACGAGCUGGCGCACAUGUGGUUCGGCAACCUGGUGACCCCGGCCUGGUGGUCGUACCUCUGGCUCAGCGAGGGCUUCGCCACCUUCUUCCAGUACUUCGGCGCGGCCCAGGUUGAGCCUGAGAUGAGAUUGGAUGAACAGUUCUUGCUGCUGCAACACCACACAGCACUCCAGACUGAUGCUGUUCUGUCGACCCAUUCUAUUACCAAGGUGGUGUCCUCUUCAGAACUUGGCACCAUCAUAUCACGGAUAGUGUAUAAUAAAGCUGCAUCAGUCAUUCGUAUGGCGCAACACUUCCUAACCACUAGUGUCUUCUAUGCUGGCUUGAACAGAUACCUCACAGAACGGGGCAACGGGACGGUGGUCCCUGGAGACCUGUUCGCGGCCCUGCAAGAAGCAUACUCUCAGCAGUCCGAGGGAGAGCGGGUGGACGUCGCCCAUGUGCUGGACUCGUGGACCAGUCAGCCGGGCUACCCGGUCCUCACCGUCACCAGGGACUACGCCGCCGGCUCGGCCAACAUCAGCCAGAAACGAUUCCUCCUGUGGAGUGAAGAAGCAGCAGCUGAUGGCACCGACUACAAGUGGUGGAUUCCCAUCACCUACACCACGCAACGAAGCAUUAACUUCACGAGCACGGUCCCUCGGACUUGGCUGAACGGCACAGACAAGUGGAAGGUCAUAGCCAGUUUGGGGGCUUUGCGCAGCCAGUGGGUCAUAUUCAACUUACAAGAGACAGGCUUCUACCGCGUGAACUACGACGCGGAGAACUGGCGCCUGCUGGCCAGCUACCUCGACUCGGAGUACUUGGACGAGAUCCACGUCCUGAACCGCGCCCAGCUGCUGGACGACGCCCUCAACCUGGCCCGCGCCGGCCAGCUCGAGUACAGCGUGGCGCUGCCGCUCACGCGCUACCUCGCCAGGGAGACCGACUACAUCGCCUGGUACCCGGCCCUCGCCGCCCUGUCCUUCCUCGACCAGAGGCUCCGCGGCCUGGGGGAGUACCCCCACCACGUCUUCCAGACGUACAUGCUGAAACUUCUCGACCCGCUGUACAAGUCCCUGGGUUUCGAAGAACGGCAAGGCGAUGAUCACGUGACGAAGCUGCUGAGGAACUUGGUGCUCUCGUGGGAGUGCAACUAUGGACAACGGGACUGUGUGUCCAAAUCCACAGAAUUGUUCAAUAACUUCAUGAACAAUGCUACAGGGUCCAGUGUUCCGCCGGACCUGAGGUCGGUGGUGUACUGCGCCGGUCUGCGUCAUGGCGGGGAGCGGGAGUGGCAGUUCCUGUGGGACCGCCUGGCGAGCACCCGGGUCGCCACGGAGGAGGGCCUCAUCAUGACGGCGCUGGGCUGCACCCGGAAUGAGACUCUCGCUCACAGGUACUUGGCGAAGACUAUAGAGUCAGACUCAGGAAUCAGAGCACAAGACAUUUCCAGUGUUGUUCCUGCCGUGCUGAGUCAGCCCAGUGGUGUGGAUUUCACCAUCAGCUACCUUGCCAGCUUUUAUACAAGGAUAAUGCAAUACAAUAACAACUCGACUGGAUCGGUCAGCUCUUUAAUAUCACAAAUAGCUAACUAUGUGACCACAGCAGAGCAACUGCAAAAGCUGAAGGAGGUAGUCGCCAACAUCACGGCCGACAUCGGCUCCAACACCCUCCUCAGCAGCCUGCAGUCGGCCGAGACAAACCUCCAGUGGCUGCAGACCCACGGAGCCGCGGUGUCCGACUGGGUGAAGCAGCAGGACUACCGACUGCCCACCAGCAUCCUGCCCGAGCACUACCACGUGGUCCUGAGGCCGAACCUGGACGACGGCACCUUCCAGUUCGAGGGCCGCGUCAACAUAACCUUCGUGGUGACCGGCAACACGGACCGCAUCACGCUGCACGCGCACGACCUGGAGAUAGAGGAGGACACCAUAUCCGUGGGCGUGGGCGUCGCCGCGGUGACCAUGGACCCGGUGCGACAGUUCCUGGACAUCAAGCUGGAGCAGGAGCUGGUGGCGGGGAGACGCUACCGACUCCACAUGUUCUACAAGGGCUACCACCGCGAGGACUUGGCUGGUUUCUACCGUUCCUAUUACUUCAAGAAUGGUGUGAAGAGGUGGCUCGCAUCCACUCAGUUCUCACAGACCAGUGCCAGAAGAGCGUUCCCUUGUUUCGAUGAACCUGGCUUAAAGGCAAAGUUCAAGAUCGUCAUAGGACGGACAGCAGACAGACAUUCCUUGAGCAACAUGCCGCUUGAGUUUUCCGAAAAUGACGAGUACGAGAGCAUAGUGUGGGACCACUUUGAAGAGACGCCCAUGCCUCUGUCCACGUACCUGGUUGGGUUCGUGGUGUCGGACUUUGUCAACGUGAGCUCGGGCGACGGCUUCCACCGCACGUGGCAGCGGCCGGAUGCGGUUGGCCAGGCCGCGUACAGCGUGGGGCUGGCUCCCAGGAUCAUGGCCGCCCUCGAGAGCUACACCGGCCUCGACUACUUCCUGCCCAAGCUGGACCAGGUGGCCGUGCCGGACUUCUUCUUCGGCGCGAUGGAGAACUGGGGGCUCGUCACCUACAGGGAGCGAGCACUCCUCGUGGAGGAGGGCGUGACGCCGUCGAGCUACAAGCAGGCCGUGGCGACGGUGAUGGCGCACGAGUUGGCGCACAUGUGGUUCGGCAACCUGGUCACCCCCGCCUGGUGGGAGCACACCUGGCUCAAGGAGGGCUUCGCCCGCUUCUUCGAGUUCUUCGCCGCAGCGGAGGUCGAGCGGACUUGGCAGCUGGAAGAGCAGUUUGUUCCGUUACAAGUUCAGACAGCUCUGUCCGCAGACGCUUUAGAAUCUGCGCACCCGCUCAGCAAUCACGUUGACACGCCAUCUUCAAUAAGGGAAAUGUUUGGCACAAUCAGCUACAAUAAAGGAGCAUCUAUAAUAAGAAUGAUGGAGCAUUUUCUAACAAAAGAAACAUUCAGCCGAGGACUGAGGAAAUAUCUUUCACGACAUGGAAACAGUACUGCAGUGCCUGAUAAUUUGUUCGCCGCCCUCCAAGAACAGUAUGACGAAGACACGCAGAAUGGAACCCAGUACGGUCAAUAUACCUCGGGCAGAAUUUUGCCGAUAUUUGUGAAAACAAUCAUGGACACAUGGAUUUUGCAGAAAGGGUAUCCUGUAAUCACAGUGACCAGAAGCUAUACUGCAACAACAGCCACUGUCACCCAGAGUCGCUUCCUUCUGCGGCGGGACGCGGGCAGCAGCGACACGCGCACGUACCGCUGGUGGGUGCCCCUGACCUACACCACGCAGGCCAGCCCCAACUUCACCUCCACCACCGCCGACCACUGGCUCACCGGCCUGCAGGUCAGUAGCUGGACCAUCAGCCUGGCCGCCAGCCCCGCCCAGUGGGUCCUCUUCAACAUCCAGCAGACGGGCUUCUACCGCGUCAACUACGACGCCCGCAACUGGGCGCUGCUGUCCGACUACCUGCGCUCCGAGUACCACGACGAGAUCCACGUGCUGAACCGCGCUCAGCUGCUGGACGAUGCCUUCGCGCUGGCUCGGGCCGGGAGCCUGGACUACGGCACGGCGCUCCGGCUGUCCCGGUACCUCGCCUUCGAGACGGAGUACGUGCCUUGGGCCGCCGCCCUCGGUGCCUUCAGCUACAUCGACCGCCGGAUGAUGGGGCUGGGAGAGUACGAACAUCACGUCUUCAAGAGCUACGUGCUGAAACUCCUGGAGAACGUGUUCGCCUCCCUGGGGCUGGAGGAGCGGUCCGAGGACACCCACGUCACCCGACUGCACAGGAACCUGAUAGCCUCCUGGGCCUGCAACUACGGAGUCAAGAGCUGCACUGACAUGGCGAGGAGCGAGUUCGCCAAGCUCAUGGCCGACCCGGACAACUACAUAGUGAAUGCUGACUUGAAGACUGUGAUCUAUUGCAAUGGACUCCGCUAUGGCGGUGAAGCCGAGUUCAACUUCCUGUGGAAUCGCUAUCUAACACACAACGUGAAUUCUGAACAAGUUCUUAUUCUAGGAGUGAUGGGUUGUACCAGAAAUGAAACGCUUGCACACGGCUUCCUGAGGACAUCACUGUCAAAUGAAUCCAACAUCAGACAACAUGACCAGUCGUUAGUGUAUUCAUCCGUUCACAAUAAUUUUUACGGAGUUGACUUCACAAUCAACUUCUUACGAGACAACUACCAGGAAAUAAUACAUUCAAACAAUUCCGUCAAUACCAUUUCUUCAGUGGUAUCUGGUAUUGCUGGUGCAAUAUACUCAGAGGAGCAACUGUCUAAACUGAAGGAGGUAGUCGCCAACAUCACGGCCGACAUCGGCUCCGACACCCUCCUCAGCAGCCUGCAGUCGGCCGAGACAAACCUCCAGUGGCUGCAGACCCACGGAGCCGCGGUGUCCGACUGGGUGAAGCAGCAGGACUACCGACUGCCCACCAGCAUCCUGCCCGAGCACUACCACGUGGUCCUGAGGCCGAACCUGGACGACGGCACCUUCCAGUUCGAGGGCCGCGUCAACAUAACCUUCGUGGUGACCGGCAACACGGACCGCAUCACGCUGCACGCGCACAACCUGGAGAUAGAGGAGGACACCAUAUCCGUGGGCGUGGGCGUCGCCGCGGUGACCAUGGACCCGGUGCGACAGUUCCUGGACAUCAAGCUGGAGCAGGAGCUGGUGGCGGGGAGACGUUACCAGCUGUACAUGUCUUAUAAAGGGUACCACCGCGAGGACAUGAAUGGAUUCUAUCGGACGUACUACUACAAGAAUGGUGUGAAGAGGUGGUUAGCCUCGACCCAGUUUCAACCAACAAGUGCUAGGAGAGCAUUCCCUUGCUUCGAUGAGCCUGGAUACAAAGCCAAAUUCAAGAUAACCAUAGGAAGGACAGAAGACAGACACGCGCUGAGCAACAUGCCUCUGGAAUCGUCCGAUUACGACGAGCACGAUAACGUAACAUGGGACCACUUCCAAGAGACGCCCAUGCCGAUGUCGACGUACCUGGUGGCGUUCGUGGUGUCGGACUUCAGCAACCUGAGCUCCAGCGACGGCUUCCACAAGACCUGGCAGCGGUCGGACGCCGUUGGCCAGGCGCGCUACAGCGUGGACUUCGCAGCCAAGGCCUUGACUGCCCUGGAGAACUACACCGGGGUGGACUACUUCCUGCCCAAGAUGGACCAGGUGGCCGUCCCUGACUUCUCGGCCGGAGCCAUGGAGAACUGGGGGCUCGUCACCUACAGGGAGCGGAUGAUUCUCCUGGAAGAAGGAGUGACGCCGUCGAACUACAGGCAGAGCAUCGCCACGAUAAUCACCCACGAGUUCGCGCACAUGUGGUUCGGGAACCUGGUCAGCCCCACGUGGUGGGAGCACUCCUGGCUCAACGAGGGCUUCGCGCAGUUCUUCAUGUUUUUCACCACCGCUCAGAUUGAACCUACAUGGCAGAUAGACUACUUGUUUCUAGUUAACCAGUUGCAUGGAGCUUUAUCUGUGGAUUCUUUGGAAUCUUCGCACCCCCUAACAACACAUGUUGACACACCAUCUUCAAUAAGUGCGAUAUUCAGCACAAUAAUCUACAGCAAAGGGGCAUCUGUCAUAAGAAUGAUGGAGCAUUUCUUAACCAAAGAUACUUUUCGCAGGGGCUUGAACAGAUAUUUAAAACAAAACGCCAACAGUACGACGGUUCCGGACUAUCUCUUUUCGGCCUUGCAAGAGCAAUACGAUGAAGACACUCAGAUGGAAACAGAGGCUGGCCUGAAUACCACUCACAGAAAUUUGCCAAUAUUCUUGAAAACGAUCAUGGACACGUGGACAUUACAGAAGGGCUAUCCUGUUGUUACAGUAACAAGGAAUUAUGCUGCACGAACUGCCACAGUAACUCAGAGUCGCUUCCUGCUGCGGCGGGACGCGAGCAGCAGCGACACACGCACGUACCGCUGGUGGGUGCCCCUGACCUACACCACGCAGGCCAGCCCCAACUUCACCUCCACCACCGCCGACCACUGGCUCACCGGCCUGCAGGUCAGUAGCUGGACCAUCAGCCUGGCCGCCAGCCCCGCCCAGUGGGUCCUCUUCAACAUCCAGCAGACGGGCUUCUACCGCGUCAACUACGACGCCCGCAACUGGGCGCUGCUGUCCGACUACCUGCGCUCCGAGUACCACGACGAGAUCCACGUGCUGAACCGCGCCCAGCUGCUGGACGACGCCUUCGCGCUGGCUCGGGCCGGGAGCCUGGACUACGGCACGGCGCUCCGGCUGUCCCGGUACCUCACCUUCGAGACGGAGUACGUGCCUUGGGCCGCUGCCCUCGGUGCCUUCAGCUACAUCGACCGCCGGAUGAUGGGGCUGGGAGAGUACGAACAUCACGUCUUCAAGAGCUACGUGCUGAAACUCCUGGAGAAGGUGUUCGCCUCCCUGGGGCUGGAGGAGCGGUCCGAGGACACCCACGUCACCCGACUGCACAGGAACCUGAUAGCCUCCUGGGCCUGCAACUACGGAGUCAAGAGCUGCACUGACAUGGCGAGGAGCGAGUUCGCCAAGCUCAUGGCCGACCCGGACAACUACACUAUUAAUCCAGACCUGAAGACAGUAAUUUACUGCAAUGGCCUUCGAUAUGGUGGAGAAGCGGAGUUCGACUUCCUAUGGAAUCGCUACUUAACUCACAACGUGAACACGGAACAGAUUCUGAUACUGGGAGUUAUGGGUUGUACCAGGAACGAGACGCUAGCUCACAGGCAUUUGCAAAGGACGAUAUCAAACGACUCAUACAUCAGAAGUCAAGAUAUGUCAACAGUUUAUCCAUCUGUCUACAACAACCAUUAUGGAGUGAACUACACUAUUAGAUUCCUGAGUGAAAACUAUAAUGAAAUAAUUGAAUUCAACAACAACUCAACAGCCUCCUUAUCUUCAAUUGUAUCUGGAAUUGCAGGAGCCAUUUAUUCAGAGCAACAGCUGGAUUUGCUGAAGGAAGUAGUCGCCAACAUCACGGCCGACAUCGGCUCCAACACCCUCCUCAGCAGCCUGCAGUCGGCCGAGACAAACCUCCAGUGGCUGCAGACCCACGGAGCCGCGGUGUCCGACUGGGUGAAGCAGCAGGACUACCGACUGCCCACCAGCAUCGUGCCCGAGCACUACCACGUGGUCCUGAGGCCGAACCUGGACGACGGCACCUUCCAGUUCGAGGGCCGCGUCAACAUAACCUUCGUGGUGACCGGCAACACGGACCGCAUCACGCUGCACGCGCACGACCUGGAGAUAGAGGAGGACACCAUAUCCGUGGGCGUGGGCGUCGCCGCGGUGACCAUGGACCCGGUGCGACAGUUCCUGGACAUCAAGCUGGAGCAGGAGCUGGUGGCGGGGAGUCGUUACCAGCUGUACAUGUCUUAUAAAGGGUACCACCGCGAGGACAUGAAUGGUUUCAGUAGAUCCUACUACUACAAGAAUGGAACAAAGAGGUGGCUCGCUUCUACUAAAUUUGAACCUACACAUGCUAGACGAGCCUUCCCUUGUUUCGAUGAACCAGCAAUGAAGGCAAAGUUCAAGAUGAUAAUUGGAAGGACAGCAGAUAGGCAUUCACUGAGUAAUAUGCCUUUAGAAUAUUCUGAAUAUGAUGAGUACGAUGAUGUGGUGUGGGAUUACUUCCAAGAGACGCCAAUGCCCAUGUCCACGUACCUACUGGCGUUUGUAGUUUCGGACUUUGAAAACAUGAGCUCCAGCGAUGGGUUCUUCAGCACCUGGCAGCGGGCAGACGCCACUGCUCAGGCCCGGUACAGCGUGGAUGUGAGUCCGAGGAUCAUGUCGGCUCUGGAAGAGUACACAGGGCUUGACUACUUCCUGCCGAAGAUGGACCAGGUGGCUGUUCCAGACUUCCAGUCGGGAGCUAUGGAGAACUGGGGGCUUGUCACCUACAGGGAAAUUUAUCUGCUGUACGAAGACCUGGUAUCACGGAUUGUAGACAAAGUGAAUAUCAUGACUAUCAUUACCCACGAAUUCGCACACAUGUGGUUUGGUAAUCUAGUCAGCCCAAAGUGGUGGAGUUGCAUCUGGCUGAACGAGGGUUUCGCCCAAUACUUCCAGUACUUUGCAGCAUCGAAAGUUGAACCAUCGUGGAGACUGGAUGAAUUAUUUGUCCUGGAGCAAACGCAUACUGCCUUGCAGUACGAUUCAUUGGAGUCCUCUCAUCCUAUGACUUUUGAUGUGGAUACGCCAACAGCUAUUAGAGCAAUGUUCAGCACUGUCAGUUACAAUAAAGGAGCAUCUAUAAUUCGGAUGAUGGACCACUUCUUAACAUCCAGUACAUUACAGCUUGCUCUUCAUCGUUACCUUGUGAACUAUGGGAACGCGUCGGCCGAGCCCGAUAACCUCUUCGAAGCCAUCCAGCAGCAGUAUGACGAGGAUGUGAGCAAGGAGGCACUGGCCGGUCUGGACACAGCGCACAGGAACCUGCCGAUAUUCGUCAAGACGAUCAUGGACACUUGGACUCUGCAGAAAGGUUACCCCGUCAUCACCGUGACAAGGAGCUAUACAGCGACUACAGCCACAAUCACGCAGAGUCGCUUCCUGCUGCGACGGGACGCGAACAGCAGCGACACGCGCACGUACCGCUGGUGGGUGCCCCUGACCUACACCACGCAGGCCAGCCCCAACUUCACCUCCACCACCGCCGACCACUGGCUCACCGGCCUGCAGGUCAGUAGCUGGACCAUCAGCCUGGCCGCCAGCCCCGCCCAGUGGGUCCUCUUCAACAUCCAGCAGACUGGCUUCUACCGCGUCAACUACGACGCCCGCAACUGGGCGCUGCUGUCCGACUACCUGCGCUCCGAGUACUACGACAAGAUCCACGUGCUGAACCGCGCCCAGCUGCUGGACGACGCCUUCGCGCUGGCUCGGGCCGGGAGCCUGGACUACGGCACGGCGCUCCGGCUGUCCCGGUACCUCGCCUUCGAGACGGAGUACGUGCCUUGGGCCGCCGCCCUCGGUGCCUUCAGCUACAUCGACCGCCGGAUGAUGGGGCUGGGAGAGUACGAACAUCACGUCUUCAAGGAGUACGUCCUUGGUUUAAUGGAGAACGUCUACUCGGAGCUGGGAUUCGAAGAGCUGGCCUUCGAUGACUACACCACCAGGCUGCUGAGGAGUGCCAUCCUGGGGUGGCAGUGCAGCUACGGGGUGAAAACCUGCACCGAACGAGCUAGAAGUGAAUUUGCGGCAUUCAUGUCCAAUCCAAACAUGCACCACAUACCACCGGAUCUGAAACUAGUGGUGUACUGCAACGCCCUUCGAUACGGUGGCGAAGAGGAGUUCAACUUCUUGUGGGAUCACUUUGUCACCCACAAUGUGAACACAGAGCAGAUCCUCAUUCUUAGAGUUCUCGGCUGCACCAGAAAUGAAACUUUGGCCCACAGGUUUAUGAGGAACACCAUUAAGAACGACUCUUUCAUCAGGGCUCACGACAUGACCAGGGUUUACCCAUCUGUGUACGACAAUCCUUAUGGUGUUGACUUUGCCAUCAACUUUCUGUCUAAGAACUACCAUGAAAUAUUGGCUUUCAAUAAUGACCAGUCAAGUGCUCUUGCUACUGUCAUCUCUGGUAUAGCAGGAUCAAUCUAUUCUCAAGAACAGCUGAACAAGUUGAAGGAGGUAGUCGCCAACAUCACGGCCGACAUCGGCUCCGACACCCUCCUCAGCAGCCUGCAGUCGGCCGAGACAAACCUCCAGUGGCUGCAGACCCACGGAGCCGCGGUGUCCGACUGGCUGAAGCAGCAGGACUACCGACUGCCCACCAGCAUCCUGCCCGAGCACUACCACGUGGUCCUGAGGCCGAACCUGGACGACGGCACCUUCCAGUUCGAGGGCCGCGUCAACAUAACCUUCGUGGUGACCGGCAACACGGACCGCAUCACGCUGCACGCGCACGACCUGGAGAUAGAGGAGGACACCAUAUCCGUGGGCGUGGGCGUCGCCGCGGUGACCAUGGACCCGGUGCGACAGUUCCUGGACAUCAAGCUGGAGCAGGAACUGGUGGCGGGGAGACGCUACCGACUCCACAUGUUCUACAAGGGCUACCACCGCGAGGACAUGAAUGGUUUCUACCGGACGUACUACUACAAGAAUGGUGUGAAGAGAUGGCUAGCAUCAACUCAGUUUCAGACUACAUCUGCCCGGCGAGCAUUCCCCUGUUUCGAUGAACCAGGAUUGAAGGCAAAGUUUAAAAUCAUCAUAGGAAGAACAGCAGACAGGCAUUCCUUGUCAAACAUGCCACUGGAAUCGUCUCUGCAUGAUGAGUACGAUGACGUGGUGUGGGACUUCUUCCAAGAGACACCAAUGCCGAUAUCCACAUACUUGGUGGCGUUCGUGGUAUCGGACUUCAGCAACCUGAGCUCCAGCGACGGCUUCUACAAGACCUGGCAGCGGUCGGACGCGACGGAGCAGGCCCGGUACAGCAUAGACGUCAGCCCGAAGAUCAUGGCCGCACUGGAGAACUACACCGGGGUGGACUACUUCCUGCCCAAGAUGGACCAGGUGGCCGUCCCUGACUUCUCGGCCGGAGCCAUGGAGAACUGGGGGCUCGUCACCUACAGGGAGCGGAUGAUCCUGCUGCAAGAGGGCGUGUCCACGAGCUCCGUCCGGCAGACCAUCGCCACCGUCAUCGCCCACGAGUUCGCGCACAUGUGGUUCGGGAACCUGGUCAGCCCCGCGUGGUGGAGCUACACCUGGCUCAACGAGGGCUUCGCGCGAUACUUCGAGUUCUUCGCUGCCCACUGGGUUGAAAACACCUGGGAUCUGGAUGACCAGUUUGUUGUUCGUCAAGUCCACACUGCCCUGUCCACCGACUCCUCGGGCACGGCUCACUCUCUGACAGUCGACGUGGGCAGUCCUUCUUCGAUCAGCUCAAUAUUCAGCACCAUCACGUAUAAUAAGGGCGCAUCUGUGAUCAGGAUGAUGGAGCACUUCAUGACUCACGAAACAUUCCGAAGGGGACUUAACCAAUAUCUAACGACAUUCGGUAACGGCACCGCGGAUCCGAGCGGCCUGUUCUCCGUCCUGGACGAGGAGUACCUCCGGGACUUCCCGGACCGGACAGUCAGCGUGGGGGAGGUGAUGGACACCUGGACCCUGCAGAGCGGGUACCCGCUGGUCACCGUCACCCGGAACUACACCACGGGGGCGGUCACCGUCACCCAGGAACAGUUCCUGCUGCAAAGAAGUUCUGACACUGCCGAUGUGAGUAGUCGUAAGUGGUGGGUGCCACUGACAUACACUUCUCGCCUCGAGGCGGACUUCUCGGACACGACAACGCGGGCAUGGAUGGCACCUUCGCAGACAAACAUCAGUGUUACAGAUCUGGUGGCGAGAAGCGGAGACUGGGUCAUCUUCAAUUUACAAGAGAUUGGGUUCUACCGGGUGAACUACGACAGCCGCAACUGGGAGCUGAUAGCCCGGCACCUGGACUCGGACGGCUACGAGGACAUCCACCUGCUGAACAGGGCCCAGCUGAUGGACGACGCCUUCAGCCUGGCGCGCGCGGGCGUGGUCGGCUACCCGGUGGCCCUCGCGCUGACCCGCUACCUGGCCCGGGAGGUGGACUACGUCCCCUGGAUGUCCGCGCUGUCCGCCUUCAACUUCCUGGACCGGAGGCUGCGGGGUCGCUCCCAGUACGACCACGAAGCCUUACAGAGCUAUGUGCUGGGACUCAUGGAGAAGGUGUACCAGGCAGUCGGGCUGAGGGAACUGCCCUCGGACAGCCACCCCGCCAGGCUCCACCGCAACCAGAUACUCACCUGGGCGUGCCGAUACGGCGAGCGGGAGUGCCUGAGCAUGGCUGCGUCGCACUUCUCCCUCCUCAUGGCCGACCCCGACAACUACCUGGUACCUCCUGAUCUGAAGAGCGUGGUAUAUUGUAAUGCCCUUCGACACGGUGGUGAAGAAGAGUUUAACUUCUUAUGGAAUCGCUACCUCACUCACAACGUCAACUCGGAACAGAUACUUAUCCUAGGACUCAUGGGAUGUACGAGAAAUGAGACUCUUGCCCAUAGGUUUUUAAGGCUGCUCAUCACUGAAGACAAUGGGAUCAGAUCGCAAGAUUUAUCAAGCGUUACCAGCUCGGUUGUCAACAACCACUACGGUGUGGACUUUGCCAUUAGUUACUUGAAUAACAGCUUCCGAGAUAUAAUCCAAUUCGGUAAUUCUACUAAUGGUGUUACAAGCCUAAUAUCAUCAAUUUCUGGAGCUAUUUCUUCUGAAGAGCAAUUGAAUAAGCUGAGGCAGUUCAUCGACGCGAACUCGGCGGAGCUCGGCGCCGGAGCCACGGCAACCGCACAGAGCAGCGUCGCCUCUGCAGAGCGGAACCUCCGGUGGCUGUCCGCCCACGGGGACACCGUCGUCGACUGGCUGAAGCAGCAGGACUACCGCCUGCCGACCGCGGUGGUGCCGGAGAGCUACGUCAUCCACCUGGUGCCGCAGCUCGACUCGGGGGACUUCACCUUCGCCGGCCGGGUGCAGGUGACGGUGCGUGCUGAAGAGGCGACCUCGAGAGUGGUCCUUCACGUGGAUGACAUCCUCGUCAACGAGACCAGCGUGGCGGUGGUGGCGGAAGGCGUCGACGGGGCGCCCGUGGCACUGGCCGGCCAGCUGCGCGACCCCCUGCGACACUUCUACGUUGUCCUCCUGUCCGAGGAGCUGGUCGCGGGGCGGAAGUACGUCGUCAGCAUGGAGUACCAGGGCUUCCUCAGGGAUGAUAUGUACGGCUUCUACAGGAGCUCGUACCGACGAGGGAACGAGACGAGGUGGCUGGCGUCAACGCACUUCCAGGCGACGCAGGCUCGCAGGGCGUUCCCGUGCUUCGAUGAGCCGGCGCUCAAGGCCACGUUCCAGAUCAACGUGGCGAGGACGGCCGACCGGCACACUCUCUCCAACAUGCCGGUGGAACGCGUCGAGGAGGACUCCGAGCUGGGGCUGACGUGGGACCGCUUCGAGCGCACCCCGAUGCCCAUGUCGACGUACCUGGUGGCGCUCGUGGUGUCGGACUUCGAGAACGAGACGGCGGCGGGCGGCUUCUUCCGCACGUGGCAGCGGGGGGCGGUUAAGGCCCAGGCCCGCUACAGCGUCGAGGUCAGCCCGAGCAUCAUGGCUGCACUGGAGAGCUACACCGGCCUCGACUACUUCCUGCCCAAGCUGGACCAGGUGGCCGUGCCGGACUUCCGCGCCGGCGCCAUGGAGAACUGGGGGCUCGUCACCUACAGGGAGCAGAACAUUCUGUUCGUCGAUGGGGUGACGCCGUCAAGUUACAAGCAAGGCAUAGCGAACGUGAUCGCGCACGAGUUUGCCCACAAAUGGUUUGGCAACUUGGUUAGUCCCGCGUGGUGGAGCUAUCUUUGGCUGAACGAAGGAUUCGCAAGAUACUUCCAGUACUUCACAUCGGCUGAGGUGAACCCCUCGUGGAGGCUGGACGAGCAGUUCGUGACGGCCGUCCACCAGGCCGCCCUGUCGUCCGACUCUCUGGCCAGCACGCACGCCCUCUCGGCAGACGUGGGCUCUCCCUCCGAGAUACGGACGCUCUUCUCGACCGUUUCCUACAGCAAAGGUGCUGCUGUGAUACGAAUGACAAAGCAUUUUCUCUCUGAUGAGACAUUCCAGCAAGGAUUACAAGAUUAUUUAAAAAACCAGGGCAAUUCGUCCGCCUCUCCCGACCACCUCUUCCGCGCCCUGCACGGCCGCUACAACGCGAGCGUGGAGUUCCCCGAGGUGGACGUGAAGGACGUUCUGGACAGCUGGAGCCUCCAGAAGGGCUACCCGCUCAUCACCGUGACCAGGGACUACAACUACCGCAGUGCCACCGUCACGCAGGCCCGUUUCUUCCUGUGGAGCGACGAGCGGUCGGAGGACGUGGAGACGUACCGGUGGUGGGUGCCCCUCACGUUCACGUCUCGGUCCGCCGCCGGCUUCAACUCGACUGCGACGAGGGUCUGGCUCAGGGGGACGCAGACCAGGAGCAUGAUCAGCGACAUCGGCGCGGAGGCGGGCGAGUGGCUCAUCUUCAACAUCCAGCAGACAGGGUUCUACCGGGUGAACUACGACCUCGCGAACUGGCGGCUGAUCUCGGAGCAGCUGAGCGGGGACCAGUGGCACGCCAUCCCUCCGGUGAGCAGGGCCCAGCUGCUGGACGACGGCCUGAACCUGGCGAGGGCCGGCCUCCUGGACUACGAGGUGGCCCUGAACCUCACCACCUACCUCUCCCGGGAGACCGACUACGUGCCCUGGUACUCCGCGCUCUCCGCCUUCACCUUCCUGGACGCCCGGCUGAGGGGCCUAGGGGUGACCGAGCAUGGCUACUUCAAGAGCUACGUGACCGAGCUGCUGCGGAAGGUGUAUGCCUCCGUCGGCCUGGAGGCAGACGGCACGGACGGUCACGUGACACGGCUGCACAGGAACCAGGUGCUCACCUGGCUGUGCUACUACGAGGAGCCGGCCUGCGCGCUCAUGGCGAGGAGCGAGCUGCAGAAGCUCGUCCAGAGCCCCGAAACCUACAAUGUGGAUCCCGACCUCAAAAGCGUGGUGUACUGCCACGGACUGCGCCAGGGAGGAGAGCCGGAGUGGAACUUCCUGUGGGACCGCUUCCUGAACUACGACGUGAGCAGCGAGCAGGCACUCAUCCUCCGAGCGCUGGGGUGCACCAGCAACCAGACUCUAGCCAACAGGUAUCUGAGGAAAACCAUCACAGCUGACGCAGGCAUAAGAUCACAGGAUUUGUCAACUAUAUUUCCUGCAGUGUACGGCAAUUACUGGGGUGUGGACUUUGCCAUUGAAUUUGUGAAGGAGAACUACGAGGAGAUAAUAGCUUUCAACAAUAAUACAUCUUCUGUGAUCAGCUUGGUAUCAGGCAUAGCUAGUGCAGUCUCAACUCAAACUCAACUCAACCAGUUGCGGCAGCUCCUUGCUGAGCUGGGGCGGGGAACAGAUAGCUCGACCUUGAGGUCCGCGGAGAGGAACCUCGCCUGGCUGUCUACGCACGGCCCCGCCGUGUCGGCCUGGCUGAAGAGGCGCUGGUACCGCCUGCCGGGCGACGUGCGGCCCGUGCGCUACGUCCUGGCGCUGGCCCCGCGGCUCGAGGGGGACUUCACGUUCGCCGGCCGGGCGGAGGUCACUCUCAACGCCACUCGGCCGACGUCCUCGGUCACACUCCACGCCAACGACCUGCUCGUCAGCAGUGUCCACGUGCAAUCAGCAGAGGGCGGAGGUGACCUGGAAGUCCUCCAGUACACCCUGGAGCCUGCACGCCACUUCCUGGUGAUCUCCCUGGCAGAGGAGUUGUCUGUCGGGCAGCUGUACACAGUCAGCGUGAACUACACCGGCCACUUGAGGGACGACAUGAACGGCUUCUACCGGAGUUACUACAGCCGCAACGGCGAGAAGAGGUGGCUGGCUACGACGCAGUUCCAGCCGACCAGUGCGAGAAGGGCAUUCCCUUGCCUUGACGAACCUGGAUUCAAGGCAACCUUCAAAAUAAGCAUCGCCAGAAGUGCAGACAGGCACGCCUUAUCAAACAUGCCAGUAUCAAACUCAGAAUACGACGAUACUCUGGACCUCACGUGGGAUCAUUUCGAGGAGACGCCCAUGCCCAUGUCAACCUACUUGGUGGCGUUCGUGGUGUCGGACUUCAGCAACCUGAGCUCCAGCGACGGCUUCUACAAGACCUGGCAGCGGUCGGACGCGACGGAGCAGGCCCGGUACAGCAUAGACGUCAGCCCGAGGAUCAUGGCCGCACUGGAGAACUACACCGGGGUGGACUACUUCCUGCCCAAGAUGGACCAGGUGGCCGUCCCUGACUUCUCGGCCGGAGCCAUGGAGAACUGGGGACUCGUCACCUACAGGGAGCGGUACAUACUUCACGUGGACGGUGUGUCGAGCACGGAGAGCAAGCAGAGGACAGCGGACAUCAUAUCGCACGAGUUCGCGCACCAGUGGUUCGGCAACCUGGUCAGCCCCAAGUGGUGGGGGGACACCUGGCUCAACGAGGGCUUCGGCCGGUACUUCCAGUACUUCACCCCUGCCCAGGUGGAGCCCAGCUGGAGGUACGACGAACAGUUCGUGGUGAGGCAGUUGCACGCGGCCCUGGUGUCCGACUCUUUGCGGACCUCGCACCCCAUGUCGCACGAAGCUUCAUCACCUUCCGAGGUGUCCGCCAUGUUCAGCACCAUCUCGUACGCCAAAGGGGCAUCUGUGAUUAGAAUGGCCAAACAUUUCUUAGGAGAAUCAGCUUUCCGCAAUGGCUUGAGACGAUAUCUGGUUAUGCAUGGUAACGGAACCACAGAGCCGGACUACCUGUUCGCUGCAUUGCAAGCGGAGUACAGCGGGUCCGACGUGAACGUCAAGACUGUGCUAGACUCUUGGGUGCAUCAGGUCGGCUAUCCCCUGGUCACAGUGACCAGGAACUACACCAGCGGCAGGCUCACCGUGACACAGGAACGAUUCAUCUCGGACGGCAGCGCAUCGAGCGACUACAGCUUGUGGUGGGUGCCGCUGACCUACACCACCCGCGGCGAGGCAGACUUCAGCGACACGGCCACCAAGCUCUGGCUGACCAGUUCCGUGCCCAGCGUCGAGCUGGCCAACUUCACCGCCUCGUCGGACUGGGUGCUCUUCAACGUGCAGCAAACCGGCUUCUACCGCGUGAACUACGACGACACCAACUGGGGGCUGCUGGCGCGGCAGCUGGGCUCUGACGGAGGGCUGGCGGCCGUGCACCCGGUGAACCGGGCUCAGCUGCUGGACGACGCCUUCGCGCUGGCCCGCGCCGGCGUCCUCGGCUACCCGGUGGCACUGGCGCUGACCAAGUACCUCGCCCGCGAGACGGACUACGUGCCGUGGUACGCGGCCCUGGGCGCGCUGUCGCACCUUGAUGCCCGGCUGCAGGGCGCCAGGGAGCACGAGUACCACAUCUUCAAGACGUACGUGAUGGGCCUGCUUCGGAGGGUCGUAGACGAGGUCGGGUUCGAGACAAGGCCAGCGGACGGACACGUGACCAAACUGCUGCGGGGCCUGGUGAUGAAGUGGGCGUGCAGCCUCGGGGACCAGAGCUGCGUCGGCAACGCCACGAGGCAGCUGGCGGGCCACAUGUCGGACCCCGCCAACAACAGGAUCGACCCGGACGUGGCAGGGGCGGUGUACUGCACGGGGCUGCGGCUCGGCGGGGCGGCCGAGUGGGACUUCCUGUGGCGGAAGUACCUGGGGAGCGGCGUGUCCACGGAGCAGGUGCUCUUGCUGGAGAGCCUCGGCUGCACGGACGUCCAGAGCCUCGCCCACAGGUAUCUGAACUUGACGAUCACCGCUGAAAGUGGCAUCCGCCAACAGGACAUCUCUCUGGUGACUUCCUCGGUGCUCAGCAACCCUGCAGGCGUGGACUUUGCCAUCUCCUACCUGACUCUGCACUUCCAGGACAUGGCGGACUAUAACAACGGGUCGUACAACACAGUUCUAAGGCUCAUAUCUAGCAUAUCAGCAGCACUUCACUCACAAGAUCAACACAAUAAGCUGAGAGAGUUCGUGGAGAGUCACCAGGAACUCCUCGGCACAUCGGCCUCGACGGCGCUGAGCUCCGCCGAGGGCAACCUCCGGUGGCUGUCGACGCACGGCCCGACGGUCGUCUCCUGGCUGCAGGAGCAGAGCUACCGCCUCCCGACGUCCCUGCGGCCGGAAACGUAUGUCAUCCGUCUGGCGCCUGACUUCGCCACCUUCACCUUCGCCGGCGAGGUCACCGUCACCCUGGCGGUCGUCGAGGCCACCGACCGCAUCGUACUGCACGCCAACGACCUGUCCGUGGACCGCGGGAGCAUCGCGCUGUCGUCCCUGUCCGGCGGCUCCGGCGCGGGUGUCGUCGACGUGGUCGAGGACAGUCGCCGUCACUUCCUGAUCGUCAGGCUGAACCGCAGCCUGGCGGCGGGCGAGCGACUAGACCUCAGCAUCAGCUACACCGGCCACAUGAGGGACGACAUGUACGGCUUCUACAGGAGCUACUACCACCUGAACGGCCAGAGACGGUGGAUAGGGAGCACACAGUUCCAGCCCACUCACGCGCGGCGUGCGUUCCCGUGCUUCGACGAGCCAGCUUUCAAGGCCAAGUUCAACUUCAGCAUAUCCGUGCCCGCAGGUUACCAUGCCCUGUUCAACACCAAGAGUCUAGGCUCGGAUGAAUCUGAGAUCUCCGCCGACGGCAGGAGGUGGGAGCGCUUCGAGCAGACGCCGCUCAUGUCCACGUACCUGGUGGCCUUCGUGGUGUCGGACUUCGUGGAGCGCAGCAACGCGGCCGGCAACGUGUCGGCGUGGCAGCGGGCCGACGCCGCCCGCCAGGCGCAGUACGCGGUGAACGUGACGCAGCCGAUAGUGAGCGCCAUGGAGCGGCUGGUGGGGCAUGACUACCAGCUCGGCAAGCUGGACCAGGCGGCCAUCCCGGACUUCUCGGCGGGCGCCAUGGAGAACUGGGGGCUCGUCACCUACAGGGAACGCCUGAUCCUGUGGGACGAGGAGGUAUCGACGACAGCAGACAAGAGGAGCAUCGCGACCGUUAUAAGCCACGAGGUUGCCCACAUGUGGUUCGGGAACGCAGUCACGUUGCUCUGGUGGUCCUACACGUGGCUCAACGAAGGGUUCGCUACCUACUUCCAGACUUUCGCCACUACGCUGGUGGAGACUGACUGGAGACUUGACGAGCAGUUCGUCAUCCUGCACCACCAGGCGGCUCUGGCGUCCGAUGCCCGCGAGACUUCUCGCCCGAUGAUCUACGACGUCAGCACUCCAUCGCAGAUUGCUUCUGUGUUCGACUUUGUCAGCUACGCCAAAGCGGCAUCCGUGAUCAGGAUGAUGGAGCACUUCCUCACACGAGAUGUGUUUCUGAAAGGCCUGCACAACUACCUUGGGACGCACGCUUACGGCAACACGGAGCCUGACGACUUGUACUCCGCCCUGCAGAACGCCAGCAACUCGACUGAGGUCAGCGUGAAGACAGUGAUGGACACCUGGACCACCCAGAUAGGCUACCCUCUCGUCACAGUCACCCGGGACUACAGCACGGGGGUGGUCACUGUCGAGCAGGAACACUUCCUGCUACGAAGGAGCUCGUCCCUCGCUGACGGCCAUGAUUACAAAUGGUGGAUCCCACUAAGCUGCACGAACAGGACAAUUGCCAACUUUGCCGACACCGCCCCGAUUACGUGGCUCCCCGCGGACCGCUCCCAGAUCUCCGUGAGUGGUGUCGCUGCCCCUGGAGACUGGCUCAUCUUCAACCUGCAAGAAACAGGCUACUACCGGGUGAACUACGACCUGGCGAACUGGCGGCUGAUCACGGAGCAGCUGAGCGGGGACCAGUGGGACGCCAUCCCUCCGGUGAGCAGGGCCCAGCUGCUGGACGACGGCCUGAACCUGGCGAGGGCCGGCCUCCUGGACUACGAGGUGGCCCUGAACCUCACCACCUACCUCUCCCGGGAGACCGACUACGUGCCCUGGUACUCCGCGCUCUUCGCCUUCACCUUCCUGGACGCCCGGCUGAGGGGCGCUGCCCCCCAGGACUACCAGCUCUUCACGAACUACGUCCUCCGGCUGGUCGAGAGCAGCUACAGCUCCCUGGGCUUCGCCGAGGGUCCGGCCGACCACCACACCGCCAAGCUGCUCCGGGCCCUGGUCCUGGGCUGGGCCUGCGACCUGGGCCUGGAGAGCUGCGUCUCCUGGGCGAGGCAGCAGCUGGCUCUGCAGAUGGGCAACGCGUCACACACGAUCUUGCCGGACGUGAGCAGGGUAGCGUACUGCACGGCCCUCAGGCACGGCGGAGUCGAUGAGUGGAACCACUUGUGGCGUCGCUACGAGGCGUCCAACUCCGGCACGGAGCAAGUCCUGCUCAUCAGUGUGUUGGGCUGCACCACCAACGAGGUGAUCAUAAACAGAUACCUGAGCCGCUCUAUCAGCGAGAACUCUGGAAUACGCAGGCAGGAUGCUGCCAGUGUUUUUUCGGCAGUUUACAGCAACCCAGGAGGGCUGGACAUUGCCCUUAACUUCCUCAUGAACAACUACAAGAGUAUUUCAGAAUUCUAUGGUGGCAUGAACUCUAUCGGGAAUAUUUUGACGGGAAUCGCUGCACAGCUGUCAAAAAGAGAACAGGCAGAUGCGCUGAAGCGGUUCGUGGAAGCGAACGGGGAGGACCUGGGGACGGCCCUCGACUCGUCGCGGCGGGCGCUGGAGUCUGUGGAGGAGAACCUGGCGUGGCUCGCCACGCACGGCGAGGACAUCUUCAGCUGGCUGCGGCACGAGGAGUCGAUUAGUACCACGACGACAUCGACUACGACAACCACCACUCCAUCCACCACGACAUUGACUACGACUUCGACAACCACCUCGACAUCGACUACGACUUCGACAACCACCACGACCACGCCUACCGCCCCCAGCACCACCGCCCCGUCAGCGGGCAGCCGGGUCACGGUGAGCCGCGUCUUGCUGAGCAUCCCCUUCGCAGCUGCGCUCGUCAGGUUGGCAGCGCUGUGAGCAUCCACGCUGGCUCGCACGAUUCGCAGACAGGCGGCGUCACACACGACCUUCCUCAUCCGACUUAUGGUCGGCCGAUAGAAAUAACAAAAUCAGUCAAUAUAAAAAAAUAUUACACGUGUAUAUGUUACAGUACUAUCCAGAAAAAAUAAUAAGUGGUUUGACACAAUAAAUAUGCUACUUAAGAACUUUCAAACACUAUCUGUUUUGAAGCCCAGCUGUACUAAACUCCGUAAGAUAUUGUAACCUAAACAAUGUGCCAAGCUGCCAACUACCUAUUCUGUGUUUCUGUAUGUGCAUGAGAGUGUUAAGUGCAACAGUCAUUUUGUACUUUCUUUGUAAUUACUAUUGCAAACGUUAAAUUUUGUACAAAAUAAAAUGUUAUAUUUUUGUAUUUUGUGUGUGUUCAAAGUAGAAAUAAAAUAUUUAUGAGUGUUA
This is a messenger RNA of Bacillus rossius redtenbacheri, 22315 nucleotides long. RefSeq lists its product as uncharacterized. The transcript has 105 exons. Gene Ontology annotation, biological process: proteolysis; peptide catabolic process. The coding region runs from base 350 to 21877 and encodes 7175 amino acids. Gene Ontology annotation, molecular function: zinc ion binding; peptide binding; metalloaminopeptidase activity. The record is from RefSeq and is a predicted model, not a curated record. NCBI's taxonomy places the organism in Eukaryota, Metazoa, Arthropoda, Insecta, Phasmatodea, Bacillidae. Gene Ontology annotation, cellular component: cytoplasm.